Messenger RNA from Panicum virgatum (switchgrass), 581 nucleotides. RefSeq names its product GDSL esterase/lipase At1g28660-like. Gene Ontology annotation, molecular function: hydrolase activity, acting on ester bonds. The record is from RefSeq and is a predicted model, not a curated record. NCBI's taxonomy places the organism in Eukaryota, Viridiplantae, Streptophyta, Magnoliopsida, Poales, Poaceae. The coding region runs from base 6 to 581 and encodes 191 amino acids. The transcript has a single exon.
ACGCCAUGACCUUCGGCGGCUACUCCCCGGAGCAGGCGAGCGGGCAGAGCGGCACCAUCGUGGACGCCAUCGGCAAGGGCGCGGAGCAGCUCAUCGCCCUGGGCGCCGCGAACGUGGUGGUCCCGGGGGUCCUCCCCGUGGGGUGCUUCCCCAUCUACCUGACGCUGUACCAGACCUCCAACGCCGGCGACUACGACCAGUACGGCUGCCUGAAGCGCUUCAACGCGCUGUCCGCCCGCCUCAACCAGCUGCUCCAGAGCAAGGUGAUGAGCCUGCAGGGCCGGUACCCCGGCGCCCGGAUCAUGUACGCCGACUUCUACAGCCACGUCUACGACAUGGUCCGGAGCCCCGGCAGCUCCGGCUUCAGCACCAACCUCCGGGCCUGCUGCGGCGCCGGCGGCGGCAAGUAUAACUACCAGAACGGCGCGCAGUGCGGGAUGGCCGGCGUGUCGGCGUGCGGCAACCCGGCGGCGUCGCUCAGCUGGGACGGCAUCCACCUCACGGAGGCGGCCUACAAGAAGAUCGCAGACGGGUGGGUCAGCGGGGCCUCAUGUGACGGAACCGUCAAAUUAAAACUCUAA